Messenger RNA from Penicillium oxalicum, 1536 nucleotides. RefSeq lists its product as uncharacterized. Bases 1 to 1536 code for a protein of 511 amino acids. NCBI's taxonomy places the organism in Eukaryota, Fungi, Ascomycota, Eurotiomycetes, Eurotiales, Aspergillaceae. The record is from RefSeq and is a predicted model, not a curated record. The transcript has 2 exons.
AUGGUCUUUCCUUGGCUAUUUCGGUCCCAACGGCAGCCUCCCGUGACCAUCACAAGCGAUACCAUCAUCCCAGUUCAUCGCUGGGACUACUUGAGUGAUGAAGCACAUACCGUGCCAGUCAUUACCUUCCAAUUCAAUGCAGUGCUUGAUCCGAUUGCUUUGUAUAAUGCACUGAAUAUCCUCGUGAGGACCGGAGACUGGCGCAAGAUUGGUGCGCGAAUCCGCAGAAAUGCAAAGGGUCAGCUCGAGUAUCAUAUUCCGAGCCACUUUGAUGAACAUCGACCAGCAUUUCAUUUCUCCAGUGUUCACCACUCCGGUCCUCUAGCAGAACACCCUUGUGCGCCUUCCUACCCAGCAGCAGAGACUGUUCGCCCAACUCUGGCUCGUGGCUGCACUUGGGAAUGUCUACCUCUAGUUAUGCCUGAGGGAACUCCACGCACCUUGAAUGACUGGCUCUAUUCUGAUCGUCCAUUGUUGUCUGCUCACGUGGUCACUUUUACGAGUCAUACACUGCUCACGGUCUCGUAUCCUCACGUCUUGAUGGAUGCACAAGGCUUGGCUCUGUUGCUCAAGGGCUGGACGGCGAUACUCAACAAAUGCCACGAUCAAGUGCCGGACUUUCAAGGCUCCAAGAUAGAUCCCCUGGCAACGCUCGGAGAUCACGGCUCGGCGGCUGACUUUGGGUUUUGGGGCCAAACUUUGUCGGCAUGGAGUGCUCUAAUUUUUGGCUUGCGCUUUCUCAUCGGUCUGAUCUGGUAUAGAUUUGAACAGCGCCUGACGGUAAUCCCCCAAGCUUAUUUGACACAGAUUCGCGAGGAGGCAAUUGAACAACUCACCAACACCAGCGUUAGCAGAGCUGCUACUGGUAAAGAUGCUCCAAGCGCGCAGACAACGAAAGAUGAGCUGUUUCUGAGUGAAGGCGAUGUGCUUCUUGCAUGGUGGACACGAAUGGCGCUUCAAGCUCACCGAGUCUCGCCUCGUCGCAAGAUCGGCAUCAUUGGCACAAUCGAUGUGAGAAGGCGCCUGCAGAAAUACUUCGGGUCCGGCCCCAAAAUAUUCUUUCUGGGGAAUGCAGCUCUUCCGCUAUAUGCUACCGCCUCUGUCGGUCUCUCUCUUGCCAGCGACGGGAUUAGCAUCUUGGCGGGCGAGAUCCGUCGCGCGAUUCUGAUACAGCGUGAGCCAGACCAUAUAGAAGCCCUGGCUAAGAUGAUAGGGGAGACCGGUCGUGUACCUCUCGUGGGUAGCGCAUCGAUGAAGAGCAUUUUCUAUACGAACUGGCACAAGGCGGGUUACUUUGACGUCGAUUUCUCGGGUGCCGUGGAUAUGGUUUUAGAAAGGAACCGCGUUGCAGUUACUGGAUGUGCAGAAUCGAUCAUUCCCAACAUCUUGAUGUCCGACGGUCAGCCGAUGAAGUUCACUGGCAUUGUGGUGGUGGGGCGCGACCCCAAAGGGGACUGGAUAGUUCAGAGCAUCAUGCAUCGGCAGGCGAUGAGAAGAUUCGAGGAACAGCUCCAGGGAUUGCAGCUGGACCGUUAA